CCUCCAUCAUUUUUACAUUUUCUAGUUCUAUCUUGUAGCAGUUUCAAGAUCCCUGGUUACCAUGGAUCUCACUGAAACAGAUGUGCUCAUUAUUGGUAAGGUAGACUGGAAAGGAAGACCGGCAACAAAGAAUAAGCAUGGAGGCAUGCAUGCUGCGACUUUCGUACUAGCAACUUCUACAUUCGAAAAUAUGGCAAACUUGGCACUGGCAGUGAACUUCGUGACUUAUUUUAAUGGGGUAAUGCAUUAUAACAUAGAUGAAGCAGCGAACCAUGUAACCAACUUCUUGGGCACCUGCUAUAUUCUUUCCAUCGUUAUGGCUGGUCUUGCGGAUGCGUACAUAGGACGAUUUAGAACUGUUCUUAUUGCGGCUUGUAUAGAAUGUGUGGGGAUUACAUUGCUCACUCUACAAGCUCACUACUCAAAGCUCAAACCGCCUCUAUGUAACAUGUUUUUGCCAACAUCAAACUGUGAGAAAGUGAAUGGAGGAAACACUGUGCUUCUAUUCUUUGCAAUCUACCUUCUAGCUGUAGGUAGUGGGGGUGUAAAAGCAGCACUGCCAUCACAUGGAGCAGAUCAAUUUGAACAAAAUGAUAUAAAAGAGGCAACCAAGAUGUCAACCUUCUUCAAUUGCUUGCUACUAUGCACUUCCGUGGGAGGUUCAGUUAGCUUAACUUGCUUCGUGUGGGUGCAAGACAACAAAGGUUAUGACAGAGGAUUUGGGCUUUCAUUUAUCGCAAUGUUCUUGGGUGUAAUUAUCUUUGUUUUCAGAUUACCCCGGUAUCGUAUACAUGUUGUUAAAGGAAGCAGUGCCAUCACAGAAAUUGUACAGGUUUACGCUGCUGCUAUUAGAAAUCGAAAGCUUCCACUUCCCAAGGACCCUUUUGAACUCUAUGAGAUACACCGGGACAAGGAAGCUGCACUUCAUCAAGAAUUCUUACCUCACAGAGAUGUUUACAGGUGGCUAGACAAAGCAGCAAUUAGAUCUGGCAACAUUGAACAAUCUCAAAGUCCCUGGAAACUUUGUAGGGUUACACAAGUGGAAAAUGCAAAAAUCAUAUUAGCAAUGGUUCCGAUUUUCUUGUGUACCAUUAUUAUGACACUUUGCUUAGCUCAACUCCAAACGUUUUCGAUUCAUCAAGGAGGCACCAUGGAUACUAAGCUAUCGAAUUCUUUUAAUAUACCACCUGCAUCACUCCCGAUUUUUCCUAUGAUAUUCCUACUCAUUGCAAUUCCAAUCUAUGACCAAAUCCUUGUCCCUUGGAUUCGUAAAUUUACUGGCAUCCCCACUGGCAUAACUCACUUACAAAGAGUAGGAGUUGGGCUUAUUGUAUCUGCACUAUCAAUGACAAUUGCGGGUAUUGUUGAAGUAAAGAGAAAAAAUGUCGCUAAACACCACAACAUGCUAGACGCGAUCCCUGUGCUUCAACCAUUGCCCAUUAGUGUAUUCUGGUUAUCCUUCCAAUAUUUUGUUUUUGGUAUAGCUACUAUGUUCACUAAUGUGGGACUACUUGAGUUUUUCUACUCACAAGCACCUCAAUCAAUCAAAUCCAUUUCUUCUUGUUUUCUGUGGAGCUCAAUGGCAUUAGGGUACUACUUAAGUAGUAUCAUGGUGAAGAUAGUGAACCGAGCGACAAAAGGGGACACAACAAAUGGAGGAUGGUUGGCUGGAAACAACCUAAACCGGAAUCACUUGGAAAAUUUUUACUUGCUUCUUGCAAUAUUGAGUUUGAUCAAUUUCACAAUUUAUCUAUUUUUUGCAAUGAAGUACAAGUAUAGGCCACAGAGUAUUGAUGUUUAGGAUGAGUGAUAGGUACAUUAAGCGAGGACUCUAAAUCAUUCAAUGGGAGGUUUACAAUGCGUGAGAAGUUAAAUAUCUCCUAAUUUAGUUAGAGUUCAUCCUUUAAGUUGUAUGAUUUCAUGUUACAUGUACCAUUUAAGUUAUAUGAUUGUGUGUUGUAAAUUGUUUGUUUAUUAGUUGUUUAGU
Molecule: messenger RNA, 1987 nt
Organism: Helianthus annuus (common sunflower)
Lineage: Eukaryota; Viridiplantae; Streptophyta; Magnoliopsida; Asterales; Asteraceae
Product: protein NRT1/ PTR FAMILY 4.5
Exons: 6
Coding region: 62-1801 (579 amino acids)
Biological process (GO): transmembrane transport
Cellular component (GO): membrane
Molecular function (GO): transmembrane transporter activity
Source: RefSeq, a predicted model, not a curated record